This is a messenger RNA of Suillus plorans, 736 nucleotides long. RefSeq names its product NUDIX hydrolase domain-like protein. Gene Ontology annotation, molecular function: coenzyme A diphosphatase activity. The transcript has 6 exons. The record is from RefSeq and is a predicted model, not a curated record. NCBI's taxonomy places the organism in Eukaryota, Fungi, Basidiomycota, Agaricomycetes, Boletales, Suillaceae. The coding region runs from base 1 to 720 and encodes 239 amino acids.
AUGCUCACAUGCUUCGACCCUCCACAUCCAACUUCCACGUCUAUCAUAUCCCUAACCUCCCCCUUCACCCGCGGCUCUUUACGCACCCUCCAAAAUGUCGUUAUUGCGCAUGCAACAACGUCCAAGACUCCAGUGACCUCAGGAGAAGUCAACGCAGCGGUCCUUGUUCCGUUGUGUAACGUCGAUGGUGUACCCGGUGUGCUACUCGAACUGCGAGGCAGUAAACUGAGGUCCCAUGCUGGCGAAGUCAGUUUCCCUGGUGGAAGGGUCGACCCAGCAGAUGCAUCGUUUCUUGCUGCUGCGCUCAGAGAAACACAAGAAGAAGUAGGUCUAGAUCAUCGGCAGAUCGACAUUCUCGGCCAAUUUGGCCUGCCUGAGCGAAGUCUCAUGGGUCUCAGAGGCUUCGUAUACCCACAUGAUGAUCCCUUACCCUCCAUCUCGCUUUCCUCACUCACCAUAUCUCAGGCCGAGGUGGCGACCGUCUUCCAUCUUCCCCUUUCCGCAUUUACAUCCCCUGCGCGUAUCAGGCCUGACAUGUUCCGCGCUGCAAGCCCAUAUUGGGCCAUUGAUGUCUCUGACCUUGUGGAGGGGUUUGAGGGGGUAAACGAUCCAUCGGGACACUCGGAAGUGAGCUAUGGGAAGGAGGGACGUUUAGAACUUUGGGGUUUGACAGGUUGGUAUAUAUCAUUGCUCAUGCGAAUUUUAAAGGUAUACACCUGAAUAAAAUAUUAUCAUG